UGACGUUUUUCCUAGAUAAGAAAGAGUGAGGGUUUAAGAAAAACGAGAAAAAAACGUUCACGAACACUCAGAGCAAAACAAAACCAAGAGAGCUUCAGAUUAGAAAACUAUGAAUGCUUCUAUAAUUCAAGUAAUGGUUUAGAAAAUUUGUCAUUUUUGAGAAGUUUCAUCUAUUCAAUCACUACUGACAUUACCGUCCGUCAAAAUGGAGCCAGAAGUUGUUAUGAAAUUAACAGUAACACCGGAAGAAAUUGUAGCUAACAGAAUUUUUACUUGCCAAAUCAGUGAUUGUGGAGAACGGUUUACAAAUACUUCCAAUCUUCAAAUGCAUCUCACGAAGCAUCAUAAGCUUUCUUCUUCUAUGUGCAACAGCAGAGACAGUACCAAGAAACAAUUUUAUUGCCCUAUCCAAUGCUGUAUGUAUAAUGUGCUGGCUAGUGGAAUUAAUUUCUUUACGUCAUUCCGUAGUCUAAAGCAGCAUUAUUUGAAAAUGCAUUGCGAAAAGCACUUUGAAUGUAAUCGUUGUCCAAAAUCGUUCGCUACAGGAUCACUGCUGCGAGCGCAUCAAACAAAUUGCGGUAAUGAAUUUAUCUGUAAAGUUUGCAGUCAUUCUUACGGAAGUAGGGAAGCUUUGUUAACACACACUAGAAGGAAGAAUCACGGCUACAAAGAAUUAUUAGCGGAGAAGAGCGAUAAACGAAAAGUUGAGGCUAAACAAAAACCUAAUAAAAUAUUCAGGCAUUCGUCAACACACUCCGUCAAAGCCAACGAAAAAGAGCAGAUCUCUGUCCGGAAAUCUAGAACCACUCAAACAGAACUGCAACGCAAGCUUAAUGAAUGCUCUACUCAAACAACAAAAUUAGAACCCAGUUCCUCUUUUCCUACCUGCACAUCGACAACGGACAGUUUUUGCCAAACAACCUUAGAACAAUUGAGCUACUUUGAUGAUUCAAAAAUGAAUUACUUUGAUGCCAAAAAAAUAUGCGAAGGUCACCAAUGUGAAGCAGAACCAGUUGUUUGUGUUUGCAGUGAAACACAAACCGAGCUCAUCUACGAUACAAUGUUUCCGAACGAAGACCGUGCCGAUCCCAUGUUGUACUCCCAUAUGUACACUCAAACAUGCGAUGAUAUUUUCUCGGAGCUCGGACUAGCGACCAUUGAAACACAGACUAAUUGGAACGGACUGGGGGAAUUUUUGGUCUCAACGGAGACGCAAACUCUUAAUCUUAUCUGCGACGCAUCAGAAUCAAAUUUGAACGCUGGGAAUCAAAACGGUGAGGAAAGGAUUUCAUCUAUUCAAACGCAAACCUCAGCCACUAUGGAGUUUUUAAAUGCCAUUAGUUCCGAAAGUAACUCGAUUCACACCCAAACUUCCUGAUAUUAUACCGAUGAGGAUGACUAUCUGCUGGAUUUCUAGUUGGUAUUCACCGAAAACGAGAUUAAAGACAGGUAAAUUAUUUUCAUUUUUUUCAGGAUAUGGUUAUGAAAUUACAGUUGGACUGUUUCUAGUUAUAAGUCUCAUUCUUGUUAUCGCUCGAAUCAAAUUUGUACGAAAGUAAUGUUAUUUUGUAUUCUCGUUUUCCUUUUAUUAAUUUCUCCAAAUGUCUCCAUUGUGCCCUAUUAGAAAUAAACACCUAUUUGUAUUUGUUCAAACCGAUAUUUUUCUAUGAAUGUCGGAAACGAUCGUGACGAAGAAUAGGGGUGUACGUCUUGCUAAUUUUCAUGUUUUACCAGUUUCGCAAGUCCUAUCAGUGGUGGGCACAUUACGCUAAAUCGUUAAUUAGCGACGCUGAUUUUUGGUUAGUGGUUGAGCGAUUUCGUAAAUUUUUGAGCCAGUUAGCGAACUGUUAGCGUCGCUAGAAAUAUGGCCUUCGAAACGCUAAUAGCUGAUUCGCUUAAUUUUUAAGAAAGCGGCAAAAAGUUAUGAUUGUGUGCUUGAAAUAUCUUCAAAUUUUCUGCGAGAGUUACUUUCAAAGUAUAUGUUUCAUUCAAACAACGUUAAAUUGGCUAAUGCUGUCUAGAGUUCCGCUCUUCUUAUAAGACAAUGGCAAAUCUGUCUUUUCGUGGGUCAGCCGCGCGUUUUGGCAAAAUGUACUGCUUUAAAACAUGCCCCGCAUGUAUUCGAAAUAUGUCUCGCAUAUCAUGUAGAAAAAAUUUUGUUCAUCACGGUGAAGAUAAGGGGAAUAAAUCGUGAGUAUUUGGGACUUUUAACUAAAAAAUUCGCUAUAAAGCUAUGAAAGUCUGGUUGCUUAAUUAAACCACAUAUUAACGUCGCAGCACUAAAUCGAAAUCGCGCCUUUCGUGCGCGCGAUUUUUCGUUGCGACUUUAAAUAUCCUUCCGUGGGAAGUAGUGCGCUGUAUAGCACAUCAGAUGCGCUAUACAGCGCACUAUUUGCGACGUAAGGUAUAAUGUGCGGCAUGAGAGUAAAAUCAAUUGUCGCCAGUCGACAACUACAAUUUUCAACUAAAUGGAUAAUACUUAGACAUACGUAACACUGGAGAUUUUGAAGUAGAAUACUUCUCUCAGGAAGUUCGGCUACAUAGGGAUGUGAAAUGAAAAUCUAAAACCGAAAAAAGUGAAAAAUAUGUCCAAUUUUAAAUGCUAAUAAAUCGGUUAGUAUUCGAUGGAUUUCCUUCGUUCUUGCAGCAAUAGAUUGGAAAAUCUUCUAAGAUUCUUCCCAAAAGAAGAUAAUUGUAAUUUUGUUAUUCACACCAUUGUACUAUUGAAAACAGUCAAGCCUUGUUAAAACGAAAAAUUCGACCUCUGAUUGGUCGUUAUAUGAUUGCUUCCCAAGCACGGUCGACAGAAUCAUAUACCGUGCAGUUUUAAACAAGCUCUUUGGCCUAUAAAAGAGCCUGUUUCAGCCGAAGCCGCUCAUAAUAGUUCUAGACAGCGACAACAGCAGUCGUCCUCCCUUAGCAGCAGCACCAGCAGUGCAGUGGAUACCAGCGAUGGCGGAAAGCGGCCACAGCUGUGACGUAGCAAUGGAUAGCACACUAGUUGCAGCGGUUCCAGCAUCGAUAGCGGCUGAUGCAGUGAGGCACUUUAGUGAAAUGCAGUCUCUAUGCGAUAGUGGGCACUAGUAAAUGCAUUCAAUGAAAAGUUGACUCAUUUUGACAACACGUGAGCCGUCUAGUUUUGAGUGUCAGAUCAGCUUUUCACUGUUUAUUUUAUCAUAAGGAAUACUUUAUUCGCACUGUCAGUGAUAACGCAAAGGUGUGAUCGGCAUCUUAUCCGAUUCCGAUACUAAAAUGAAAAACAAAUUGCCCUUUCCGGAUGAAAUAAAAACUUGAUUGAAGAGUUAAUAUUUUCUAAUGAGUAAAUUCAGAUGUUCAAAUUUGUAAAUGUUAUAAAUUUUACUUUAUCUCCGUGUCUCAAAAUUUAAAAACAAGCCCCAAUCAUGACAAGCAACUUACUAUAUUAUUGAAAAUGUUCAAUCCUUGUUGAAGCGCAAAAUUCGAUUGAUCUGAUUAGUCAAUGUUUAUUUACUAGAAAAAAGGAUUGACACGCAAGCAGCCGGGUUAUCUUUCUUGUAAAAGUAUUCUACUUCAACCUUGCGGUCGUGGCUUUGCACACAACCCUCCUGUUUUUUUUGUACUCUGCCCCACAUCACCCUAUACCAACACCAGUAUGAACUGCUCGACGAAAAUGAACGGAAUGAAUUUUCUUCAUAGCGGCUCUACUCGAGCCCUCAACAAAAUCCCUUACGAAACUGCUAGGUCGGUUGGUUUUCAACCGAUUUUCUUCAUUCUUGCAGCAAUCGAUUGGAAAACUAUACACGCAUCUGCCAAAAUGCAGAAAAAUGUUGUUUGAAUCUACGAACUAUUGCACUAUUGAAAAUUGUCAAGCCUUGUUGAAAUAAAAAUAACGUCCUCUGAUUGGUCGCUUGCUUGCUGUGUGUGCAUGAUAUGGUAUGAUGUGUGUAUGGUAUGAUGAUAUGGUAUGAUGUGUGUGUGUAUGAUAUGAUAAGAUGUGUGUGUGUGUGUCCCUAUGAUAUGGUAUGAUGUGUAUGCAUCUGUAUGAUAUGGUAUGAUUUGUGUGUGUGUAACAGCAACAAUAUCGCACGCUUAGCCUGGGGGCUAAUAGCGGUCUCGAUCAACUCGAUUUUAGUUGAGAGAAUUUUUUUUUUAUUCUCGCUUAUUUUCCGUCGGUCUAUUUCCGCCACUGUUGUGGCCAAUUACCGACGCCCAGGGAGGCGGACUCCACACCCAGGUCCCUAACUCACGACCCGUUUAUUAACGGAUCAGCGCCAACGGCUUUACUUCCUCAUGCGAUGGAAGGCGUGAUCCCAGAGAUUUUUCGCCUCAGAAAAUCUCCCGGUGUCGGCUAGGAUUGAGUCUAGACCAGUUGGGUUGGUUGUGAGUGGAUCACGCCACCUCACAACCAUCGCCACCUAUGUCGGCGGUGGGAUUCGAACCCAGGCGUCAAGCGUGGUUGGCGGAGACGUUACCAACCACACUAGGCCCCCGCUCAGUUGAGAGAAUUUGUUAUCGAUAUUGUUUUUGGCACAUUUUGUAUGUGUAGGAAAAGUACAACGAUACACCGUGCCCCAGUGCUGAGUCGAGAAAAUUUCCAGCUCGAAAAGAUCCUCGACUCGAUCGGGAAUCGAACCCGAUAUCACAACCGUGUAGGAGAGCUAGCCGACCGACAUCGCUAACCACAGAGCCACGGGGACCACACUGUGUGUGCUGUGUAUGGUUUUUAACUCGGCACGUUCUGCUAACUGCUGAAUCCGGUUCACGAAAUUCACAACCCUUCAUUAGUAGACAUUAUAACUCAUUACCCAAGUAAAAAUAUUGGUUUUACCAAAGUUUUAUAGCGCUCAAUACAGCCAAAAAAGCGCUAUGAAACUUUGAUAAAACCAGUUGUGUUACUAGGGUAAUGAAACACUCAAUGCAUUUGUUAAUAGUGUACGUAGUUCUACGUCAUUUAUGCGGUCGUGUCUUGGAUACAACCUCCUACUUUUUUACAGAAGUUGGUACUUUCGAGCAGUUCAUUUUGUACCAGCUUUUUUGGAAGAUUUCUUCCUGAGUGUUACGUCUUAUGUAUGUGAUUAAACUACAUAUAGAAUCAAGAUUAAUUAAACUACAUAUAGAAUCAAGAUUAUUAAUGCUUAAAGGAAUAAACCGAAGCAUUUCUAGCAGCAACGAAGCCAGUACAGCUGAAAUUAAAAAUUCAAUAUCAUCAUUUUUCGACACACCUUCGGACACCACAUCAGCUGUUGAAGCAGUGGCCAAAUCGGCAGCAACAGCAGCAGUAGCAACAAUAACAUCAACGUUUUUUCUGGUACACGUUGCCCCAUAGUACUCCAUACCUCGAACUGUACAUCUACUUGACAAAUAAUGAACAAAAUGAAUUUUCUUUUUCUCGGCCUAAUCGAGCCCCAAAGAAAAUCACAUAAGGAACUGUCAAAAAGUUUUUAAAAAAUCAAUGCAGCAUUUUUCGAGUAGGAACGAGACAAAUGCAGGGCUGCGCAGAUACACUGCCUUCAAAAACAACUCAAACAGUGAUUUUAUUCAGGCUGUGGUACCAUUCGAGUAGUUCAUUUUGUACCAACUUUUUUGGAAGAUUUCUCCUUGAGUAUUACGUAUGUCUUAUGGGGUUAGUAACGAAAGGCUGAAACCCGAAAGGCUGAAACUCGAAAGACUGAAAAGUAUGUUUCAUAACGAAAGGCUGAAUGCACAAAAGGCUGAAACCACAAAAGGCUGAAUGAACGAAAGGCUGAAACUUUUAUAACUUGAAUCAUAAUCGUUGAAAAAUUCGGACACAUGGAUAACCGAGCCUUUGGCAUCCCUAUACCGAAAUACAGUGAAUGACAAUGAACUCAUGUCAUUGGCUCAAAUUAAUUUGUGUCCGCUGCAGCUAGCUGGCAUCUCUAUCUUAUUUGCUUUGCUCCGUUAGGAGCUAACAUCACUGCGGAUCCGCAAUUUGCGGGCCCCAUUGACAGAUGCUAUGUUAUGCGUAUGAAAAGUGGCGGUGAUAUGCUAUCUCGUUUACACACACGCUGAGAUGUUAGUCCUCGAAACAUGGCGGGAUGCCAGCUAGCUGGUCCGCUGUCAGCAGUAAGAUAAAGAUGUAUGAAAAGGAGCGGUGAUAUGCUAUCUCGUUUUUACAUAUGCUGAGAUGUUAGCCCUUGAAACAUGGCGUGAUGCCGAAGGGGUGUGGAUAACAAACCUUUAUAAGGUGACAAAGUUCAAUGUUUGAGUAUUAAUUGGUUUGUGCAAUGGAAAAUUAAUUUUCGGCAACAUUUGAAUCUAUACACACUAGACUCUUACACGUUUCCUAUAGCGAAUUUCUUUAUUCCAUGGGGUUAGUGCCAACUUUCGGGUGGAAUAAAAAAACGAUCACGAUCUACGAUCUAAAGCCUUACGUUGGUGUGCGUGAGACCAUGUGCAAUGUAAACAUAAAUAAGGCAAUCCACGAGACAGUUGCGAUCAGCUGAUUUUAGUCUGUUUUCAACUUAUGACAGCUUUACGUAUAUUCGAUCGGUCGCAACUUGGAUACAACUCGGAUCCAGAAGCGUGAAAAACAAAUGUUAUCCGAUCGGUAGCUCUUGUAUUGCGGAUGCCAAUCCUAAAUACAACAAUAACAAAUCAUUUUUGAUAUUAUUGCCGACAUUAAAAGAUUUCUGUUUUGGUCGUGUUUUGGUUUUGCAGCUUGAAAAACAGCAACAACAACAAACGCAUCCGUAUAUUUUUUUACUACGUCGAUGACAAAAUUCGCCAUCCGACUCCUGCUUGUUUUCGAUGGCAUACUGAAAAUUCUGAUUAAAGCACUUUCGAAAUCGGAAUCGGAAUCCAAAUCUAAAUCCGAUUCCAUUAAUUCCAUAACAAAUACCUUUGCUGCAGCAUUUAUUUCUCUCUGCGUUCCAUGAUUUCACUGCACAGACGACAACACAUUUUUCUGUUGUUUUCAGCAUCACCCGCGUGUUUUGACCGUUUUGACAGAUACGAUGUAAUAGUAUUGGUGAACCCACUCGCAAAACUGACUAAAAUCACAGUGCGAACCUGUCUGUUUUUGCAGGCGCUUCCAGGUCAAUACUGGGUCAAUAUCGAGCGAAUAAAGAAGGGUUUUGACAGCAGUUAGUGCGCUUUCAGGUCAAAACGAGGUGAGCUGGUGGAAUAAAGAAAUUCGCUACUAGAUGAUUCAGGGCAAGACGGCCGAAGGCCGCGAGUGUGCGCCGGUGACCCGCCGUCGGAAGCGCCGGCCACUGCGGGGGGCAGCUCUGGAUCCCAUAGAGUUCUCCAAGCGAAAACACACGAACACUACGACACGGCCCGCUUUACACUGUAUAUUGAAAUUUGUGAGAGUGUGAAUCAAACUCGGUAUAGUUUUUUAUCCUCUCUUUCAUAUGACAGUUCUCACAGGUGACCAAAAUUCUUACAGCUAACAAAGAAAAAUCGAAUACAUCGCACUAAUACACACGCGCCUGGAGAACUCUAUACAAAUGACAAGCGUCAAAUCAAACAGCGCACUCCAUCUAUUAAAGGUGGAAGUUUGCAUCGCUGCGAAGACAGAGUGGGCGUAUGUGGUGGUCCAACCAGGGGCCUAUAAACGUCAACAUUUUGCCUACAAAUCAUAAAUUCAUCACGGCGGUAAUAAUUCAUUUCAAAUACUUACAAAACUUAUCUCAUUCAUUGAAAGUGCACAUUGUAAUAAAAACAAAUGUUGAGUUCUUGUUUUUUCCAUCUAAAACGACAUUUACUCGAGAAUAAGUCUACUGACAAAAUGGGGCGUUUACUCUAUUUCACUUGUUUUAGGGCAAACCAACCUAAAAGUGGGUACCAGAAACGCUGGUACCAGAAUCAAUGAGUGGUAGAUGGAAAAUGUAUGGAGUUUGACAGCCACAAAAGCCCCCUGGGUCCAACCUGUGCGAACGGCUUGCAUUCGCAUCGCAAGCACACACACUAGCAUGCCUCAGUUCCACUUUUACUCGAAAGACUGCGCUUCCAAAACUGUCGCUCAGUCUCAGGCAGAGUUCCCUUUAGCAAGAACAUCAUAUCAAGAAGACUGGCAUCUCUGGAUUGAUCCCAUACAAAUGGCAAGCGUCAAAUCAAACAGGGCACUCCAUCUAUUAAAGUGGAAGUUUGCUAUGAAAGUGCUGGUAAUUACAUCGCCGCGAAGACAGAGUAUGCGUAUGUUGUAAUCCAGGCUGUGCGUUCGGUUUGCAUUCGCAUCGCCAGCACACACACACUAGUAUGCGUCAGUUCCACUUUUACUCAAAAGACUGCGCUGCCAAAAGUGUCGCUCAAUCUCAGGCAGAGUUCCCAGUCUUCUUGAUAUGAUGUUUUUGCUAUUAGACAAAGAGUGUAUUACAGGCUUAACCCGUUCUCACUACAGCGGAUAUCAUGUGAUUAAGCGUGUAUCAUGUUGUUAAGCACGUUUACCCUAGAGAAAACUGUAUAUUAGGAAAAUGACAAGGUACUCGCCGUUGAGGCUACUGUCACACCAAAACAAAUAAUGGAAAUGCAAAAUUAUAGGCAGCUCACCCGUUUUGAUGCUAACAGUUGCCUUUACGAUGAGUGCCUUGUCAUUUCCCUGAUAUACAGUUUUUUCUGCGGUAACCCGAACCCGAAUGGGUUGUUAAGCACGUUUUAUGGUUAUUGAUUAUGUCGGAUAGAAAACCGAAAUGUGAAACACAUUUUAUGACGUGACUGAACCGCAAGUGUAUUUUACGUAAACACGAAAUGGUUUAUAUAUUAGCACAGAUGCAAGUGGAAUAAACUGCGCAGUAACGUGUCGAUUUUUUAUAGUAAACCAUACUGCCGCGCAGCAUGUCAGUCCCACCUGCAUUUUCAGCAAGCCGAGAAAAACGCGUUUUUAUAUGAUUUUAUAACAUUGCUUCUUACGAGAUGGGACAAUAUGUUUGGAUGUUUUCCAGCACUUUUUCAGAACAAAGUUGUGGAGCUCAUCCAUUGUUACGAAACUAUGCAUUGUUAGUUCCCAUUUACGCGUAAUAACUCAACUUCACUGAAAAUGCAAAUGGGACUGACUUACUAUGCGUGGCAGCAUAGUACGGAACAAGAAGUGUGUUAUUUAUAUUUAACUUGCAAAAAUUAUCCCUCACUCGUUUUGUUUACACUUGCGCAUGCGACCUUUUGACAUGAGUGUCGAGAGAUGAAUCCUAAUAGAAUUUACUCAACUCAUGUGUUGUAUUUCACGAGAGUGUAAAUUUGACAAAUGCACAAAUAUACACGCUCGUAAAUAAUAACUCUAAAAUGAGUAACAUUUGACGCAUUUUCGUAAAAAGUGGAACUACUCUAAAAUUGAGUAACUUCACAAAUACUCAAAACUGAGUAACACUAGGCGUGAAAAAUGAGUCAUUAUUACUCAAAAUUUGAGUACGACAUUACUCAUUUUUUGGGUACAGUUCAGUUUCAUUUUUGGCUAGAAAUCGCCACGACCAAUAAACAACACCACAUAUUCAUCAAUAAUUAUACACUCAAAAUAAUUUUCACGUCAUAAUUACCGGAAAAGUUAUGUGAAUAUUUUCCACUGUAACUUUCACGUAGAUUCUACGAAAUUGUCAUUUGAGUUCAUCAUGAUCUGGUGAGAUGAUUUAUCCUAUGAAUCUUAUACAGUACUCAUAUGCAUUUUAUGUGAAUUUCACGUAGAAUUCAACUACCGGUAGAAUGGAAAGCAUUCGAUUAUCUGCUAGAUACUACGUUUGAUACAACGUAAAAUUUCCAAAUUUUGUUUCCCCAGUUCUUAAAAGACGGCAAAUAGUUUUUAGAAAUUAUAGAAAUAUGUUGCUUGAUAAAUCGCACGGGCAUGCGAAAUCGCCGAUUCGUAAAUGAAUCAAACGACAUAAAAACGGACAAAUAUUACAUUUGCCGGCGAUAACUAUUGUAAGCUGCAACUGUUUAUGUAUAGGAAACUCCUCGACCUUUGAACUAAAUCUGUGUGAAACCUGUAAGCUCAAGGCUCGAUGUCAAAUUCGUACGGUUUUUCGAAAGCUCACUUAUAGGCAAGCCGUCGAGAAAUUCUAUUUUAUUGUUAGAGACUGAGUUAGACAACAGCUUCGCCAUUUUGAUUUCUGUGUAUUUUCACAUAGAGAGUUCACGCGAUACUUCUUCUAUGACAUUCUGUUUGACGUUGCCAAGUUCACGUAGAUACUACGUGAUAAAACAUAGUAUACAUGUGAUUUUCACGUAGAUGUUAUGUUUGUCACAUAAAUCAUGCAAAAUGACAGAAAAUGAAUAAGUACAGGAAAUUUCACGUAACAAUAAUGUGAAAAAUAUUUUGAGUGUACCUUGAAGCAUCUUAUACCUUAUAUGAAGGGAACUCAAAAAUUGAGUCAAAGUUACUCAAAAUCAAAAAGGACUUCUACUCAAUUUUUGACGUCUACGAACAUCGUUCUAAACUGAGUCAGAGUUGCUCAGUUUAUGAGUUAUUAUUUACGAGCGUGUAUACCUUUCUUGUUUUUCUCAUGUAAAAAACCUAAAAACAGAAAUACCAUCAGCAACCAGGGUUGCCACAUUUAAAUCUGUGUUUUCCUUUGAAAAAAUCUGAGCAUCUGUAUCUGGAACAAAAAUAUCUGUAAAAAAAAUCUGUAUUGUUUAAACAUAAAGAACUUUGUAUUUUUUGAGUGUUUAUGGUACAUAAACAAAAUUUUUAACUUACUUGUACCGUUACUUCGGCCAAAAAUCUGUAAAAUACAGAUUAAUCUGUACAUGUGGCAUCCCUGUCAGCAACGUUGACAGGGCCAUUAUUGACCGGCGUGAUUUCACCGACGGUUUUACUCAGCGACACAUUUAUCCGACCGCAGCGCACGGCGUACGGUAGCGGCGGGUGUCGGAACUAACUGAAACUAAAUAUUAUUUUUGAAAUUAAUAAAAUUAAUGAUAUUUUUAAUA
This is a messenger RNA of Wyeomyia smithii (pitcher-plant mosquito), 10857 nucleotides long. RefSeq names its product ATM interactor (gene Asciz). The record is from RefSeq and is a predicted model, not a curated record. Lineage: Eukaryota; Metazoa; Arthropoda; Insecta; Diptera; Culicidae. Gene Ontology annotation, molecular function: transcription cis-regulatory region binding; DNA-binding transcription factor activity, RNA polymerase II-specific. The coding region runs from base 206 to 1378 and encodes 390 amino acids. Gene Ontology annotation, biological process: regulation of transcription by RNA polymerase II. Gene Ontology annotation, cellular component: nucleus. The transcript has 2 exons.